Messenger RNA from Drosophila obscura, 1837 nucleotides. RefSeq names its product cytosol aminopeptidase-like. Gene Ontology annotation, molecular function: metalloaminopeptidase activity; manganese ion binding. Gene Ontology annotation, cellular component: cytoplasm. Bases 216 to 1781 code for a protein of 521 amino acids. Gene Ontology annotation, biological process: proteolysis. Lineage: Eukaryota; Metazoa; Arthropoda; Insecta; Diptera; Drosophilidae. The record is from RefSeq and is a predicted model, not a curated record. The transcript has a single exon.
GACUAUAAUGUUUCGUUAGUCUUGUUCUACUCCCUGCUCGUUUGUUACGUGUUUUGUUAUUUUCAAAAAAAUUUGUGGAAAAAUUUCUAGUGUAUUUUAAAAUUGUUCGUAGUUUUUUAUUGUUUUUGUCUUACGUUUAAGUGUAGAAAGUUCUUAGUUGGCUUGCGACCCUUUUGGCUUUGUCAGUUCGCAAACUCUUGCAACGAUUCUCAGCGAUGAACCGCUUGCGUAGGACGUUCCUGAAGUCGGUCAUCCGGCUGCGCAGCCCGGUGGUGUCGAUCAUUCGGCAGGCGUGCGGCGAGCCGCCUGGCUUCAAGGGUCUCGUGGUGGGACUGUACCAGAAGGAGGGCGACAAGGACCCCAAGCUGACGCCCAGCGGCGAGAAGCUGGACGAUCGCCUGCACGGCAAACUGUCGGAGCUAAUCUGCCAGACGAAAAUCGACGGACGGCUGGGCCGGGGCAAAGUGUUCAACAGCAUCGAUCCGGAUUAUCGGGCCAUUGCCGUGGUCGGGCUGGGGCUCGAGGGCAUCGGCUUCAACGAGCUGGAGAUGAUCGACGAGGGCAUGGAGAAUGUGCGCAUGGCCGCCGGCAUUGGUGCCCGCUCCCUGCAGGAGGUUGGCUGCCACGAGGUGUGGGUCGAUGGCAUGGACUAUGCCGAGCAGGCGGCCGAGGGCGCUGGCCUGGCCACCUGGCGCUUCACCCAAUGCCUGUCCAAGCGCAACACCCCGAUGAUACCCAAGCUGGAGCUAUACGAUUCCCCCGAUACGGACAACUGGACGCGCGGCGUCUUCAAGGCGGAUGCCCAGAACCUGGCGAGGCGGCUCAGCGAUGCCUCGGCCAACUGCAUGACCCCCACCACCUUCGCCCAGAACGCCGUGGAUGCCCUCUGUCCGUGCGGCAUCACCGUGGAGGUGCGCACCAUGGACUGGAUCGAGAACCAGAAGCUGCACUCCUUCCUAAUGAUCGCCAAGGGCAGCUGCGAGCCCCCCGUGCUGAUGGAGCUGAGCUACUGCGGCACUUCGCCGGAGGACAAGCCCAUCCUGUUCGUGGGCAAGGGCCUCACCUUCAAUUCGGGCGGCAUCAAUCUGCGUCCGUGCAGGGGCAUGGACGAGUACCGCGCCUCCAUGUCCGGGGCCGCCGCCUGCGUGGCCAUGCUGCGCUGCUGCGCCGCUCUCUCGCUGCCCAUCAACAUUGUGUGCAUCCUGCCCCUGUGCGAGAACAUGCCGUCGGGAAUGUCGUGCAAGCCCGGAGAUGUCGUCACCCUGCUCAAUGCCAAGUCCAUGGCUGUGCGGGAUCUGGACAAGGCCGGUGUGGUGAUGAUGGCCGAUCCGAUGAUCUACGGCCAGAAUGCGUACAAGCCGCGCCUCGUCAUCGAUGUGGCAACUAUGGGCAUGGGCGUACAGAAGGCUAUCGGUGGCGGCGCCACCGGCAUCUUCUCCAAUUCGCAUUACAUUUGGAAGCAGUUCCAAGCGGCCGGCGCCCUCACUGGCGAUCGUGUGUGGCGGCUGCCCCUGUGGAAUUACUACAGGAAGCAGGUCACCGACGAACUUGGCUACGAUCUGAGCAACGAUGGUCGUGGCCGUGCCUCCUCCUGCCUGGCGGCCGCUAUUCUACACGAGCUGGUGCCCUGCUCCGAUUGGGCACAUCUCGAUACGCGCGGCACCGGGAUGCUCACCAAAUACGGCAUCAUACCCUAUCUGACGCAGGGCCGCAUGACCGGGCGACCCGUGCGGACCAUGGUGCAGUUGGUCUAUCAAUUGGCCUGCCCGGCUCAAAAUUAAUCGUCUAAACAACCCUGGAUUUGAUUUUUAACCAAUAAAUAUCCGACCAAAUGUCA